AUGCAGCAAAAGGCCGACUCCGCCAGCCACAAAACCGCCAGCUCCGCCGAAUCCGCCAAGGAAGGCGCCCAGCAAAAGGCCGCCGCCGGCCAGGAGAAGGCCGCCAGCGCCGCGGAGACGGCCAAGGGCAAGGCCGAGUCCGCGGCCGAGGCCGCCAAGGACAAGGCCUCCCGGGCCGCGGACUCCACCAAGGAGACCCUUGGGCUGAAGGGAGAAACGGCCCAGGCGGCUAAGGACAGGACCGUGGGCGCGGCCCAGUCCGCCAAGGAGACGGCCCAAGAAGGUGCGGAUAAAGGGGCCAACCUUCUCCAGCAAACUGGUGAGUCGGUGAAGAAUAUUGCGCAGGGGGCGGUGGAUUCCGUGAAGAACACGCUUGGAAUGGGCGAGAGGAAGUGA
Messenger RNA from Linum tenue, 396 nucleotides. The record is from the annotation of a GenBank genome assembly. Lineage: Eukaryota; Viridiplantae; Streptophyta; Magnoliopsida; Malpighiales; Linaceae.